UUGUUAAAUAGCUUCAUUUAAAGGGAUUUGUAAACCGGAAUGCGCGGAGUUUUCCGUGGUAACCGUGUGAUUUUAUAGAGGAAGUAAGUGAGUGGAAUAAUAAUUAUUUUAGUGAUUGUAUGAUGAUUUGGUCCGUGCUCCUUCACUGUUAAUAUAUAGAUAGAGUUUAUAGAGCCAAGUCAUCACCAUGCCCCUGUCAGACUUUCUGGACAGUCUGAAGGACAACCCGUACUUUGGGGCUGGUUUCGGUCUGGUCGGGGUCGGGACCGCGUUGGCUGUGGCCAGAAAAGGCGCCCAGGUGGGAAUGAUCUUCUUCCGAAGGCACUACAUGAUCACUCUGGAGGUCCCCAGCAGGGACAAGAGCUACCACUGGCUCCUGAGCUGGAUCACCAGGAACGCCAAGCACACGCAGCACCUGAGCGUGGAGACGUCCUACCUGGCUCACGAGAGCGGACGGGUUCACACGCAUUUUGACUUCCACCCGAGCCCUGGGAACCACAUCAUCUGGUAUGGGAACAAGUGGAUUAGGGUGGAGCGGACCAGGGAGAAGCAGAUGGUGGAUCUACACACCGGAGUUCCAUGGGAGUCAGUGACGUUCACUACUUUAGGCCGAGACAAACAAUUAUUCUUUAAUAUCUUACAAGAAGCGAGAGAACUGGCUCUGAAGCAGGAGGAAGGGAGGACAGUGAUGUACACGGCCAUGGGCGCCGAGUGGAGGCCCUUCGGGUUUCCACGGCGACGCAGGCCCCUCAGCUCCGUGGUGCUGGAGGCUGGUGUGGGCGAAAGGCUCGUAGACGAUGUGAAGGACUUCAUAGGAAACCCCAAGUGGUACACGGACAGAGGUAUUCCCUACAGAAGAGGAUAUUUGCUCUAUGGUCCCCCAGGAUGUGGAAAGAGCAGCUUCAUCACGGCCUUGGCAGGUGAGCUGGGCUACAGCAUCUGUCUGAUGAGUCUGAGCGACAAGACGCUUUCGGACGACCGCCUGAACCACCUCCUGAGCGUGGCCCCGCAGCAGAGCAUCAUCCUGCUGGAGGACGUGGAUUCAGCUUUUGUGAGCAGAGAUCUGCUUCCCACCGAGAACCCUCUGGCGUUCCAGGGAAUGGGACGACUGACCUUCAGUGGGCUCCUUAACUCUCUUGAUGGCGUCGCUUCGUCUGAGGCCAGAAUAGUUUUCAUGACCACCAACUACAUAGACCGGUUGGACGCUGCCCUGAUUCGACCCGGCCGCGUCGACCUGAAGCAGUACAUCGGGUUCUGCAGCCAGUGGCAGCUCACACAGAUGUUCCAGCGGUUCUACCCAGAACAACCUGCCUCUGAAGGAGAGCGGUUUGCAGAGCGCGCCCUGGCGGUCAGCUCUGAAAUCAGCGCUGCUCAGGUGCAAGGACACUUUCUGCUGCACAAAACGGACCCUGCAGCUUCCAUAGACAAUGUUGAACAGAUGAAAGGAUGAAGGGACGAGAAGCGGCUUGGAGAGCGGCCACUUAAUAAAGAGAAAUACGAGAACACGA
Mugil cephalus (flathead mullet) is the source of this 1508-nucleotide messenger RNA. RefSeq names its product mitochondrial chaperone BCS1 (gene bcs1l). Gene Ontology annotation, molecular function: ATP binding; ATP hydrolysis activity. The transcript has 7 exons. The record is from RefSeq and is a predicted model, not a curated record. Gene Ontology annotation, biological process: protein insertion into mitochondrial inner membrane from matrix; mitochondrial respiratory chain complex III assembly. Gene Ontology annotation, cellular component: mitochondrial inner membrane. The coding region runs from base 188 to 1450 and encodes 420 amino acids. NCBI's taxonomy places the organism in Eukaryota, Metazoa, Chordata, Actinopteri, Mugiliformes, Mugilidae.